Magnusiomyces paraingens is the source of this 1122-nucleotide messenger RNA. RefSeq lists its product as uncharacterized. Bases 1 to 1122 code for a protein of 373 amino acids. The transcript has a single exon. Lineage: Eukaryota; Fungi; Ascomycota; Dipodascomycetes; Dipodascales; Dipodascaceae. The record is from RefSeq and is a predicted model, not a curated record.
AUGACUGAUAAUAAUCCAUCCCAAAACCCGUCUUCCUCACCUCCUCGUGAUGGGAAACUCCCAAAUUCUCAUACUCCGUACCAUCUCGCUCGUCGAACCUCUGACAUUGGCACUCUGGCCGCCGGCGGCGCAGACAUUGCUACUUCCCGUCAUUCUUCAUCAUCUUCUUCUUCUUCUAAAUCUCCACAAUUAACCCAAUCUUUUACUUCUUCUUCUACUGCUCCUGUUGCUCCUGUUGCUCCUAUAACCACUUCUUCUUCUUCUUCUUCUUCUUCUUCUUCAACAUCUCCUUUCAAUACUAUAAUCCCGCCUCCUCCAUUCAAAAAUGUCUUCAACCAUUCUCAACCACCUCACGGAAUUGUGGAAGACUCUAAAAGCCCCUCUGAAAGUCCUUCGGCUAGCCGUGUAGCCUCCUCUACAAAUCUUGCAGCAACCCUUCGUCACGUUCUUGCUCCCACUUCUCCAUCAUCUCAAAAUGACCCCUAUACUAAAAACCCAGCAGCAACUACUGGUUACUCAUCCUCACCUCCUGCUACUUCGCCACGACCAAGCAUCAUUCCUUCCUCUGCUCCUGUCUCUUCGGAAUCCGCAAUUGAGGAUGGAGAAGAUGCUACUGCUGUUGCCCCUCCAGGUUUCCAUGCUUUGCAGCACCGACUAUCACAUGAUUAUGCUAGCUUUAGACGUUCCUCAGCUGCCUCUCUUGAACAGUUGAUACACUCUGAGCUCCAAGGAAUGAUUCAUCGCAAGGAAAGUGAUGCUUCUACUGCCCCUGCUCCUGCUCAAUCACCACCUCAAGAAAAGCAAAUACAACAGCAAGCAUCUUCACUACCAUUAAAGCAACCGCAACAGCAACAGCAACAGCAACCACAACCACAACCACCAAAAACUCAAUCACCUGUUCCAAAUGAACAACCCACUCAACAACAAUGCUCUGAACCAGGCGAGUCUUUAUCUCGGAGGUGCUCUUGGAUUCCUCCAGAGCCUAAAAAUAGUGGCGAGGUUGAGGAGGCCCGUGCAAAAUGGUUUUCUUAUGAAAACUUUAAGGAGCUCAUGUAUAAUAAGAUCCAUCCGCCCACUACGUCAAGUGGACCCCACUCUUCUUCUUCUUCUUCCUCCACUUAA